Messenger RNA from Zeugodacus cucurbitae (melon fly), 701 nucleotides. RefSeq names its product nematocyst expressed protein 3-like. Bases 192 to 653 code for a protein of 153 amino acids. The record is from RefSeq and is a predicted model, not a curated record. NCBI's taxonomy places the organism in Eukaryota, Metazoa, Arthropoda, Insecta, Diptera, Tephritidae. The transcript has 2 exons.
AUUUCGGUAGUUUUUAUAUCACAUUUAUUUGUUUUUAUUUAUUUAUAUAAGAUCUCGUAUACACAGUUGGUUUGGUUUGUAUUUUGCAAAUAAUUACUUGUGGAAACUUUGGUAAAGUGAAUUUGCGCUAUAUAAGAAUUAGGAAACCACUGUAAAGUCACCAAUUUGAAAAAGAUCAUUUGAUUUGAAACAUGAAAUUCUUUACGGUAUUAUUCCUCAUCGCUUUCGCGAUCGUCCUGGUUGAAGGUCAACGAGGAUUUGGACGACGAGGACCUCGUGGACUUCGUGGACCAGGCGGAAGAGGCCUAAAUGGUUUCAGAAGAUCUGGUGGUUUUGCACAAUUUCCAGGAAGACGAGGUUUUGAAGGGCGCACUGGUGGUCGUCCAUGCUUACCUCCACGUCCACCUCCACGUCCAUGCCGACCACGCCCAACAGCUGCUCCAGCAACUGCCGCUCCAGCAACCGCAGCUCCAGCAACCGCAGCUCCAGCAACCGCUGCUCCAGCAACCGCUGCUCCUGCAACCGCUGCUCCCGCAACCGCUCCUCCAGCAACCGCCGCUCCAGCAACCGCUCCUCCAGCAACCGCUGCUCCUGCAACCGCUGCUCCCGCAACCGUUGCUCCGGCUACUCCUGUACCCACAAUUGCUCCAUAAAUUUGUUGUCAUUAAAACGUAGAGUUUCAAUAUAUGUAUAUUUCUUGC